This is a messenger RNA of Corvus hawaiiensis (hawaiian crow), 2348 nucleotides long. RefSeq names its product cholesterol 25-hydroxylase (gene CH25H). Lineage: Eukaryota; Metazoa; Chordata; Aves; Passeriformes; Corvidae. The coding region runs from base 986 to 1810 and encodes 274 amino acids. Gene Ontology annotation, biological process: cholesterol metabolic process; sterol biosynthetic process. The transcript has 2 exons. The record is from RefSeq and is a predicted model, not a curated record. Gene Ontology annotation, molecular function: C-4 methylsterol oxidase activity; iron ion binding; steroid hydroxylase activity.
CCGGCUCGGCGGGCAGGUGAGUCCGGGCGUGAGCACCGCGUUGUGCCAGCACGGUAACAGCUUCCUUUAAAACGAGAGCAGGCAGUGCUACUGCCUUCCGGUGCUCUGGUGCCUGUCCUGCUUCCCUGGCGCUGGUUCUGAGCAAGUCACCAGCUCUCUUCCCCACCACGUUUUUCCCGGUAGAAGGCUCAGCAUGUUCUGGGAUGUUGCCGUAUCUCUGGUACAACAAUACUACCAUACAGAAGGGAAGGAGAGGAAGAAGGAAAAAGAAUUUUUCCCUCUGCUGCUGCAUAGUUUCAAUAUGUUGAUUCUAGUUUCCCCUCCCGCUAACUUUCCUCGUUUCCCUACCCUAGAUCUAGUAUUUUGCUGUUUGCGUUAUAGCUUGUACCUAACAGCGCAGCCUCGGGUAGGUGCCUGUAUCUUGUACUCAUGUGGAAUCUAUUUAAGACCCUUUGUGGGGCCUCAUUCCAAACUAUGUGCCCUUCAACCUAAACUCUGUAGCAGGAGUGAGUUUUUGAGAGAGCCAUUUAGAUUCUUGUAACACAUGGGAAAGUUUGGCAGCAUUGUAAGCUGAGUGAAAAAAGCUGGGGUUAUGUUGCUGAAUUAGGUACGGAAAGGAUUUGCGUGUACUUUGCCUUUUUUUCGUGUCGUACAAGGAAACCGAAGUUAGCAGAGCGGAGAUAUGUGAUAAAUGCUAUUUGGUGGCUAAGCCAGACGCCUCGCACUCGGAUUCUGGAGGAUGAGGGUCUGCCCUCUCUGAUGCUGAGGAUUCAUUGUCCCCAGCCGGGCUGCCGGCGGGGCAAGCCGUGCGGCGGAGCCCCUUCCCGGGUGCGGAGCCCGUCUCGGGGCGGCGCCAGCCUCCCAGGAAAGGGAACUUCCCCUUUAAAGCUACACAUACUAUGUAAGUGGAGUGGGGUGGAGUCACUGCUUGAGCAGGCUGGAUAAAAGCCUGCAAGGAGUUCAGCUGCCUCAGACUGCAAUCAGCAUGAACUGCAGCCUGUCACACCGAGUGCUGCUCAGCUCUGCGAUGGAGGCACAGCGGGACAGGUUGUGCCUGCAGUCUCUUUGGGACUUUGUCACCGCAAAGGAGCCACUGAUCAAGUCACCGUUUUUUCCAGUGCUGUUUUCUUUUACAGCAUACAUGGCUUUCUGUCUUCCAUAUAUUGCACUGGACUUUUUAAGCAUUAGACUACCAGACUUGAGAAAAUACAAAAUCCAGCCACAGAACUAUCCAAGCCUUGGAAUGAUGGUGCCUUGCAUUAUUCAAAGUGUGUAUCACCAUGUUGUUUUGAUCUUCCCGGUGACAUUUCUACACUGGUACUGGAGACCCAUGAAUCUACCAGUGAUAGCUCCGGAGCUGCCUGAGGUUCUGCUGCAAGUAGCAGUUUGUCUGCUGCUAUUUGAUUUUGAAUACUUCCUGUGGCAUUUGCUUCAUCACAAGGUGCCUUGGCUGUACAAGACCUUCCACAAGGUGCAUCACAAGCAUGUGUCGACGUUUGCCCUUACUACACAGUAUUCCAGUGUAUGGGAGUUGCUCUCACUGGGAUUUUUUGCUGCUAUAAACCCACUGCUCCUCGGAUGCCAUCCUUUGACAGAAAUGAUUUUCUUCCUUGUAAACAUUGGUUUGUCAGUGGAGGACCAUUCAGGAUAUGACCUUCCGUGGUCAACUCACCGACUUGUGCCUUUUGGAUUGUACGGAGGAGCACCACAUCAUGAUCUGCAUCACCUGAAAUUCAAAUCAAACUAUGCUCCUUACUUCACACACUGGGACAAGCUCUUCGGGACAUUCAUGGAGUCACACUCUAAUUAAGAGUAUUUACCUGUGGAUGAACUCUUAUUUUUUAUAGACUAAACUGGGACAUUAUUUUUUUAAAGAUAUACAGAAGAUUGUAUAUUUGAAGCUGCCUAUAAAAGCAAUAGCUAUUUAUAACAAAUCCUCUUAAUAUAUGUGUAUUUGUAUGUGCACUUGGAACUGCCUGUGCUAAGUGACUGCAAAUGGGAAAGUGAAUAUCUGUUGCUUGAGUUUGAGUCAAAGUUUUAAGGGAAGCAUUAAGAGACAUUCUCUCUCCUUUCCUUCUUUCCAGCUUUCAUAAAGCAUGUAUCAUGUUACUGUAUGGUGUUUUAUACAUACGCCAGACCAUUAUCUACUGUUGUAGGAUGAUUUAUGAUGUAAACAGAAAAGGUACACAUCAUGGAUUUUGUGGAGUUUAAUCUGCCAGAGAAAAUUAUUGCGCAAUGAUUUUGCAAAAUACUGCUGCCAAGCCAGGGUGGUUGGCUAACUGUUAAAUAAUUUUGAUAUUUAUAUUUUCAACUGUGAUGUACUGUCUCUUUUUAAUAAAUAUGGUCAU